AUGGAGCCGUGGAAGUCACUACUGCUGCUGCUGCUAGUGGUGGUGCCCCUCCUGCAGGCCCGGGCCGGAGCCCCCGGGCAGGGGCAGGGCCGCGCCCGGGGCACGCUGCACCGCUUCCCGCCGGCGCAGGAGCGCGUCGCCGGGCACCACCUGCCCAGCUACAUGGUGCACCUCUACCGGAACUUCACCCGGCCCGCGGACGCCGCGGAGCUGGAGGCGGACACGGUGAGGAGUUUGAUAGCGAGAGGGCUGGUGCACAAGCACGGGCGCUGGGCGGCAACCUUUGACCUCCACGCCCUCCUGGCAGUCCACCAGAUCCAGGCGGCCGAGCUGAGGGUCCGCUUCUCUCCGGCCGCUUCCAACGUGUCCGUGGCCGUGUACCACCAGCACGGCCCGCAGUGCAAGGCGGUGCCGAGGGCCUGCAAGGAGCACCCCCAGCAGCUGGUGGGCCUCCUCACGGAGUCCGCCUUGGUCUCCUCCUCCCACAGCUGGAGGGUCUUCAACAUGACGGGCCCGCUCCUAAGCUGGCUCCAGGAGAAAUCCGCCUUCAUUCGCCGCAAAAGAGCGUCCAGGAGGAGAAAGGCGGAGCUCCCUGACUCCAGCAGGGAGCAGGAAGUGAGCCACCGAGCCUUGCUGGUCAUCUUCUCCCGCACCGCCUCGGACCAGGACUCCAAAGCCAAAGCCAGCCUUCUCCACACGGCGGAACGCUCCAAGUUCUUGGCCCCGGCAGAAAUCAAAAAGCCACGUUGGCCCCCCAAGCGGAGGAGAAGCAAACGAGGACAGAGGGAACAGAUGGCGAGGAGCCCGCCAGCGUCUAAAAGGGGAACGGUGGACAAGACUCUGUGCCGCAGAGUGGACAUGCAGGUGGACUUUAAUCAGAUCGGAUGGGGGUCCUGGAUCAUCUUCCCUAAAAGAUACAACGCUUAUCGAUGUGAGGGGUCCUGCAUUGGACCGGUGGGUGCGGAUUUGAACCCGACCAAUCACGCUUACAUGCAGAGUUUACUCAAGCAUUACAAGGAGGACAAGGUGGCGGCGCCUUGCUGCGCUCCCAACAAAAUGAGCCCGCUCAGCAUGCUCUACUACGAGAACGGCGAGAUGCUCCUGCGCCAUCACGAGGACAUGAUCGUGGACGAGUGCGGCUGCCAGUGACAAAAACGUGCUGUGGGAACAAACUAUUUUUUUUUUUACAUUUAUUUUAAUCACUCUGAAGCUCUUUUUGUUGUCGCCAGGCACUGUUAUGACUGCUGCUGAUCCCUCCGUGCAGAAAUAGGAUGAGUGAAGCACGAGUCAUUUCAAGAAGUGCUGAAAUACAACACACUGUUCUCUCCUUUUAACUUAUCCAUUUUGGUCAUGCAAAC
This is a messenger RNA of Entelurus aequoreus (snake pipefish), 1358 nucleotides long. RefSeq names its product nodal-related 2 (gene ndr2). Gene Ontology annotation, cellular component: extracellular region. Gene Ontology annotation, molecular function: growth factor activity; cytokine activity; type I activin receptor binding. The transcript is spliced from 3 exons. Gene Ontology annotation, biological process: SMAD protein signal transduction; BMP signaling pathway. Bases 1 to 1149 code for a protein of 382 amino acids. The record is from RefSeq and is a predicted model, not a curated record. Lineage: Eukaryota; Metazoa; Chordata; Actinopteri; Syngnathiformes; Syngnathidae.